AAAAUCGUUAAAAAAGAAAACAAAAACAUUGAUUGUUGUUGCCAUGGACACAGUUUCUGUUCUGUAUUAGAGAAUGUAGGUUUACUAGCAACGAACGAGGGGAAGAACAAAGACGAAGGAUGAGUUUCAACAUGACACCCCUCUCCUGUGGGUGAAGUGAUUCCCAUAUCGACUGUUAGAUCCAGUUACUUCUCCAGUGGCUCACCACAGCCGCCCCAGCUCCGUUUAGACCAGAUUUAAACGCCUUCAGUUAAACAUGCCGGUGAGCACACGGAGAAAAGCGGCUCUGCCUCCGACUAAAACAGUCACUGUGUACAGAAACGGAGAUGCUUUCUUUCCCGGGAGAACCAUAGUGCUGAAUCCCCGACAGGUGUCCACUUUCGAUAACCUUCUGAGCACCUUAACCAAACGCCUGGAGGCUCCGUUCGGCGCGGUCAGGAGGCUGUACACGCCCACGCAGGGCGACAGGGUGCAGAGCCUGGACCAGCUGAAGCAUGGGAGCGCGUAUGUUGCAGCGGGGAAUGAGCCGUUCAAGCUGCUGGAUUAUUCUGGGAUAGUCACCAUGAAGCCACAGAAAAGGAGACAUAAACUGAUCCAACCUGUAGUGCGCACCAGAAUAGUUGCUUCAGCUCGCUGGAAGAAAAUUACAGAUGGAACCUGCACAAUAAAUGUCUUUACCAAUGGAGAGCUACUGGUUCCUCCAGCUCGGGUCCGGAUCCCAAAGCACACUCUUAAAAGCUGGGAAAGUGUUUUAUCAAUGGUGACACAGAAAGUGGACCUCCGCACCGGGGCUGUUUUCAAGCUUUGCAGGUUAGACGGGCAGCCUGUCUGUGGACCUGCUGACCUGGAGAACAACCUCCAUUAUGUUGCAGUUGGGGCUGAAAAGUUCAAACAUCUCCCGUACGAACAGUGGGUUCCCUGCAAGAAUUUAGUCAAGAAAAAUGUGGCAACUCAAGGCCAAGCUCUCCUGCCUGCUGCUAGAAUCAAAAGACCCGAAAAUAAUACGGUAUGCGUUAGAGAGGACCUUGAGCUCACAGCCGGGGGCCAGAUCAAGGAACAUGCAGCCAAGACGAAGCGUGUCGAAAAGCAGAGGCAGGUGUCCAGAAACCCAGCACUCUUCACAGGAGGAGCCAACAGCAUAUUUACUGCAAAAAACCAAAGACAUGAGAUGCAGGGAGCGAUGGAGGUGCACGAAGACCCCUAUCUGAAGGUGGACCUGCCGAUUGAUCAGGUUGAAGCCAAGAUAGUUGAAGAAGAGCAUGAAGACACCAUCUGUUCUGCAAACAGGAAGGGCUUCCUUAAGGAUUCAGACGUGACGUGUCUGCAGAACAUUGCUGCAGGCUCCAGGAAAGAUGAGGGGCAGGAAGAGAGGGAGGCGUCUCACGGACUCGGCAGAAUACGGUCACGUAUGUCCCACUUUUUCAAGGGAUUAAUGAAAUUUUGACGUUUUUUGUUUCGGUCAACGCAUCCUUGAGUUUAAAAGAUCGCGGUAUGGAGCUCAGGCUCCCCGAGGCCUGCGGGAAUCACAACUGAAGCACUGGGCCGCACAUCAAACCUCAGCUGAGGAUUACAGCAGCAGAAACAAACAAACAAGGCUGUGUGCGAGUCCAAGCGACAGAUACAGGCUGGUAAUGAAGCCACUGAUGGCACACCCUUAUGCACAGGCACACACACUUUAAGAUCUACAACGUUCCACCAUUCCCAUCCUGUAGAAGCUUGGACACAUUUUAGACCAUAUUGAAGAUAUAAUGGAACAAAUAGAAAUGAUGUUCUGUGUGUAUGUGACUGAUAGAUGUGAUGCUGUCUUUCGGGAGUAUCCUUGUUGAUAGCUAUCGCCAGAGAAAGCGGGUUGAGACAGUUGGGACUUCUGGGUAUUCAAGUUAGAGUGUUGAC
This is a messenger RNA of Girardinichthys multiradiatus, 1893 nucleotides long. RefSeq names its product doublecortin domain-containing protein 2C. The record is from RefSeq and is a predicted model, not a curated record. Gene Ontology annotation, cellular component: microtubule organizing center; microtubule. The transcript has 12 exons. Gene Ontology annotation, biological process: intracellular signal transduction. The coding region runs from base 257 to 1444 and encodes 395 amino acids. Lineage: Eukaryota; Metazoa; Chordata; Actinopteri; Cyprinodontiformes; Goodeidae.